Molecule: messenger RNA, 471 nt
Organism: Cryptomeria japonica (Japanese cedar)
Lineage: Eukaryota; Viridiplantae; Streptophyta; Pinopsida; Cupressales; Cupressaceae
Exons: 1
Coding region: 1-471 (156 amino acids)
Source: RefSeq, a predicted model, not a curated record
AUGGUGAAUGGACUCAAAGUUGAAGACAAAUUGGAUGGUGCAGCCAAUUACACUUCAUGGAAAUUCAGGAUUCUUAUUGUGCUAGAAGAGAAUGAUCUUCUUAACUAUGUGAAGUCUGUUGUAGAUGAACCUUCAGAUGACACCGAGAAAGCUCAAUGGAGGAAGAAUAAUCUCAUGGCUAAAAAGAUUCUAAUUGAUUCUGUUAAGGAUCAUCUAAUACCUAUUAUAUCCAAGUUGAAUUCAACCAAAGAUAUGUUCAAGUGCCUUCAAAGCUUGUAUGAAUUCAAUAGUACUAGCAAAGCUCUAGCAUUGAGACGUCAACUUCUUCAUAUUAAAAUGAGUAGAGGUGAAUCUGUUGUUUCCUUCUUUAUGAAGAUUACAAAAUUGAAGGAUCAGCUCAAUGCUAUUGGUGAUUCUAUUGAGGAUAAAGACCUGGUUAUGCUAGCCAUGAAUGGCCUUCCUCACUCCUAG